Pteropus alecto (black flying fox) is the source of this 3909-nucleotide messenger RNA. It is a transcript of the gene ARL6, whose product is annotated as ADP ribosylation factor like GTPase 6. The transcript is spliced from 10 exons. Gene Ontology annotation, cellular component: axoneme; cytoplasm. NCBI's taxonomy places the organism in Eukaryota, Metazoa, Chordata, Mammalia, Chiroptera, Pteropodidae. Gene Ontology annotation, biological process: vesicle-mediated transport; cilium assembly; intracellular protein transport. The record is from RefSeq and is a predicted model, not a curated record. The coding region runs from base 551 to 1192 and encodes 213 amino acids. Gene Ontology annotation, molecular function: GTPase activity; GTP binding.
CCUACAAGUCCCAUCAUGCUCCUCCGUGGGCUGAGCGACUCCCCGCGGGAAGGCGGCUGUUCGCCACGCCACCCGUGCUCACAGCUUCUUUAGUACUCCUCCGUGUGCCUCUGGCAUUUUCGGGGGCUCUUCAAUCCGAUAAGCAAGGGUACGGCGGCUGGAUAGCUAUGACCUCGGAGGAAGCGUGGCUUCGGGACCGGAAGAACCUCCGGUUGCCAGGGCAACGCCGCGCGCCCAAGUCCCUGCCCAGUUACUGAUGCUCUGGCUGAGGCAGAGGCUAUCUGUUUACCCAACUUGUGGACUCUGCUUUUGUUCAGGACCAGUGAUCCUUCCUCUCGAGGUGUAGAGAGGAAAGCUGAGAGACGCCUGCACCAGGUUUCUAUCCCAGAGACGGAUACGGGCGAGUGCGUUCAGUCCUAUUCCUCACCAGCUUCUGGGCCCGCACAACUAACCUCAAAGACCAGAUGCAGUUGUCUUGGAAGCCUCUUAUUGUUUAAGUUGCUGCAGCCUCACAUCCUUCAAGCUGGUUUGUAAAUAUUUGAAUCACAUUAUGGGAUUGCUAGACAGACUUUCAGGCUUGCUUGGCUUGAAGAAGAAGGAGGUUCAUGUUUUGUGCCUUGGGCUGGAUAAUAGUGGCAAAACAACAAUCAUUAACAAACUUAAACCUUCAAAUGCUCAAUCUCAAGAUAUAGUUCCAACGAUAGGAUUCAGCAUAGAGAAAUUCAAAUCAUCCAGUUUGUCUUUUACAGUGUUCGACAUGUCUGGUCAAGGAAGAUACAGAAAUCUCUGGGAACACUAUUAUAAAGAAGGACAAGCCAUUAUUUUUGUCAUUGAUAGCAGUGAUAGAUUAAGAAUGGUUGUGGCCAAAGAAGAACUGGAUACUCUUCUGAAUCAUCCAGAUAUUAAGCACCGCCGAAUACCAAUCUUAUUCUUUGCAAACAAAAUGGAUCUUAGAGAUGCAGUGACAUCUGUAAAAGUGUCUCAACUGCUGUGUUUAGAGAACAUCAAAGAUAAGCCAUGGCAUAUUUGUGCUAGCGAUGCCAUAAAAGGAGAAGGAUUGCAAGAAGGUGUAGACUGGCUUCAAGCCCAAAGACAAGAACUCCCUGAGUAUACCAUGAAGUACUUUUUUGAAAACCAACAGAGAAUAUACAGAAACCAUUGCAGAGAUCAGAUCCAGGCUGUGAAGACAUGAAAAGAUAAUAUUUGGAAAUGUCAACAAUUGUCAAAUCGUGGAAUAUAUCUUAAGGCAAACUGAAUACUUUAAAAUUUUUAAAAGAUGUUUGUGCAUCUAAGAAUAUAAUAAUUUGCUUUUACGGACUCUAAAUGAGCUUUAUAAGAACAUAGGACUUCAGGUAUGUUAAUCUGGCCAUUAAUUUUAUGAAAACUAAAUCCUCAGAAAGGCUCCCCAGAAUUAUUAGCUUCUUGGUAAAGGUCUACAUUUUAUUGUAAUGAGAAUGUUUAAAGUCAGUUAAAAUUCAUCUCAAUAUCUCCUCAUGAAUUAUGAUACCUUUAAUGUAUUUUAUUUUUUUAAUUGUCUUCUGAAAGUUUAGUUUGUGGUACGACUUUGCAGUAUAAUUGUGCUUAUGAAAAAGAACUUUAAAUCUUUAUAAGGGACCAUGGGUAAUUAAUGUAUAUUAGAUUUUUAGUAUAUGCCACCAUCAAUAAAACAUAAAAUAUAAUGUACCAACUAGUGUACUUUGUUUAUGCUGAAAAGAAUAAUGCUGUGUUAAUAUGGUGUUUGGUGUUUUUACUGUCAAGCAUUUGUAAGUUAUCUGAAACCAAGUUAUACUGAAUUUGCUUACCCAGCGAAUCUAUAUUCAACAGCUCUAUACCUGUACUAGUCUAGCAUUAUCCUACACAGUGGUGAUACAAGAUAAAUAAGACAUUUCUUAUCCUCCGACAACUUAAAAUUUAAUGAGGGCGAAUUUGAGAACAUUUUCAUACAUUGUAUCUAAUUUUGUUUCAUUGGCUGAAUGGAAAUAUUGACCUGAAGAUUAAGAAUUAUAAAAAUGAAUUGUGUGAUUCUUCAAUAAUUAUUAUAACUGACUUUUUUCCUUCAAAAUGCUACCAGUUUACCAUAGUACUUUGUUAAAAUAGAUUGUAACUGGCCAAACAAUGUUUUUUUCUGAGCAUAAACUGCUACAUAAAUGUUCUUUAAGAUUUUAGACAUAUCUUGGUUAUCUACUGUAUGCAAAUUGUUAUUCUCACAAUUUAAAGAUCACUUACAAUUGUGAACUCAAAAUAGAAACUUUGAGUUUAAGGUAACCAUUUGGAAACAGUGUUUAGAACAAUGGUGUCAGUUCUAAAAAACAUAGCAUAUAAAGAAAAUGUAAUAUACAAUAUGUAAUAUCUUAAACAUCCUUAGCUGUGAAAUGAUAAAAACAGAAAGUAAAAGGUAAAUGAGUAAUAAAGAUGUGUUAUAGUAACUGCAGUAGUGGCAUGUUUCAGAGAUUUGAAUAAAAUAAUUUAAAAACUACAGUAAAAAUUCUAUAAUCCAGUUUCUCAUAGCCAAGAAGUCCCAGUGAUUUAUAAUUUAACAAAUUGAAAGUUAUCCAGACUAUUUCAGUGGUCCAGCAUUUUAAGCUAGCUUGCCAGCUUCUCAAUAAAUGUUUUGAUGAGGAUAAAAACUGAGACUCAUUAAUCUAGAAUUGACUCACAUAUGAAAAGGACAUGAUGAAAACACUGAAUGUCAUUUAACAAAAAACUGGUAUGCUGCAACUAUUUUAGGAGGAUGGAGAAAGGGGUGUUUAAGAGAAUUCAGAUCCUCAUCUACCAUACGAUAAUAAUAAUAAUAGUUAUCAUUAUGUGAUCACUAUAUUUUGAGCAAGAUAUUAUUAUUAGCAUGUGAUUUUAUGUCAUUUAAUCCUUACAAUAACCUUAUAUGGUAGGUUCUAUUAUUUGUUUUACAGACAAGAAAACUGAGGCCUAAAAAAGUUAAGUAAUUUGCUAAAGGUCACAGAGCUAAUAAAUGGUGGUACUGGGAUUCAGAACCAAACAAUCUGUUUCAAAUUGAUGAUUCAAGAGUCAGGAGUAUUGCACAUAUUAGAGAUAUAGAAGUAUCUGCCAUAAGAAUAGCUAAAAGGGUUGAAAAGACUCUCACUGGGGAGUGAGAUCAGGCUGGGUAGGGGAGAGGUCAGAGAUAAAGGACAACUAUUUUUAAGUCUAUUAACACUUUGAAUUUUAAAUUUUGAAUGAUAAAUAUACUCAAAACUAUUGUGCUAUUAAGUUAAUUAGUAUUCUACAAACUACAGUGACUCAUACCUAUGCAGAUAUUUAGAAGAAAGAGAAUACUUUCUCUUUUAUUUUCAUGAACUCCAAAUCUAGUUUAUAUUCUGUAGAAGCAAGUUGGGCAACAAUAGUCACAGGAUGCCAUAUAAGUGUGUUUAAGCUGAGGUUAUUGCAUUUUAUUUAACACAUGGAAUUAAAAUUUAUUGCAUUAAAACUCAAGCAGGUAUUUUUUCAUGUUUAGACAUCACUGUGUUAUAAAGUUUAAUUCAUUGAGCUCUACAUUUCAAUAUAACACCUCAUAAAGUGUUCAAAACAUCCUAUUGUACAUUUUGCAUUUAUGUGGCCCUAUUUAUAUGUAGCCCUAUUCAACCUGUGCUUUGUAUAUCACAAAGGGGCUGAGUUUUAUAUAUUUACUUUUCAUCUAUAAGUUGUCUGCUAAAAAUUAUGAGUUGCCUCCUGAUUUCUUAGGGUUUUUUUUUCUUUUGGAAUUUUUGGCACACCAUGUUGGAAUUUCCAUGCAUAUAUGCAGAUACUCUUGCAAAAAGGGCAGAUACAUCCUACAUGCGACUCUGGUACAUUUAAAAUACUGUAGCAUUUUAAUGGACUUUGUACAUAUUUUCUGCUUUCUGAUUAUUCCUCUUCUUAAUUUAAAAGAAUAAACCGAUUGAAAGUUCACUUAAA